CAGAGACCCCAAGUAGUUUCCCGGCACCGUAGAAGAGUCACUCCGAGUAGUGUUUGGUGCAAUCGUUGAGCCUCGCAAGGACGAAACUAUUUUGCUGAAUGAAGGAGAUAAACAACAAAGGAUCCAACACAGGCAUUACAUUGCGCAUGUGCCAGAAUAUCAAACCUCAUUCCUCCCAGUUCCCCGGCAGCCGUGGAAGCGAGGGUUGCUUUGAUCAGUGUUUGGUGCAAUUGGUGAGCCUCGUAAGGACGAAAAUUUUUUGCAAUAAGAAGCAUGGGCAGCAUUGCCAAAAGACCAUAGAAGCAGUCUCUAUCACCUCAGUCAUCCCAAAUCACUGGUCCAUCAGAUGCUGCCACAGCCGUCAUCCAGGUGCACACCCAUCCUCUAGCUACAGGCUGAACCAGUCCACCAGGCUGAACCAGUCCACACCACAAGGCCGUUUGAGCAAUCAGGACUGCCUCCACCAUCAUUGUUGAUGUUGCUUCUCAUCCUGAAAGUAUGCCAAAGAUUAUAGCAAUUUUUAAGCAGUGAUUCUAAAAACCCAAGAAUUUUAAUUAUCAAAAUUUAAUUAAUACACUGACCUUGCUAGUAGUAGUACACUAUCAGUAACCUUUUGACGAGUUACCAAUUAAAACUUUAGGUAUUACUGUACCUAAUUUUCCCAAUUUUCUCCUUCCAUUUAGCUAUACUUGAAUUGGCUAUAUUACACAGGCAGGUUUUUGGGGCAGCACAGCAAGUUCCCAAAGCAUAAUUUUGACCAGCAGCUCAUCCAAAUAAUUAAUAAACACACUGUACGGGAUAUACUCAGCCAAUUAAAUCAUCAGGUUUGUGUUAGAGGUAUGGUAAAGGCACAGUUCUUCUUGGUGCUGAUCAAGAAAAACACAAGUUAUUUCUUUGAAAUAAUAACAAUAAAACAAA
Portunus trituberculatus (swimming crab) is the source of this 918-nucleotide messenger RNA. RefSeq lists its product as uncharacterized. The record is from RefSeq and is a predicted model, not a curated record. Lineage: Eukaryota; Metazoa; Arthropoda; Malacostraca; Decapoda; Portunidae. The transcript has 4 exons. The coding region runs from base 99 to 476 and encodes 125 amino acids.